GCUGGGUGGCGGUAGACGCUCCAAGUCUCGCGGUGUUUCCCGUGUUUAUCGCAGCAGAAGAAGAAUCGCGGAAGAGAGAAAAGGCUUCCUGACGGACCGCGAGGCUAACAGCUAGCAGCUAGCUAAGAAACGACGUCUCACCCGCAGCCCGAGCAGCUCCACGUCACACAGACCCCGCACCGAAGGUUCGAGCCCGCAGCAUCAAGAUGACAGCCGCACCUUACAACUACUCGUACAUCUUCAAGUACAUCAUCAUCGGUGAUAUGGGAGUAGGAAAGUCUUGUCUGCUUCACCAGUUCACCGAGAAGAAAUUCAUGGCGGACUGUCCUCACACCAUCGGGGUGGAGUUCGGGACCCGGAUCAUGGAGGUCAACGGUCAGAAGGUGAAGCUGCAGAUCUGGGACACGGCGGGUCAGGAGCGCUUCAGGGCCGUCACCAGGUCGUAUUACAGAGGGGCCGCCGGGGCCCUCAUGGUCUAUGACAUCACCAGGAGAAGUACUUAUAAUCACCUGAGCAGCUGGUUGACAGAUGCAAGAAACCUGACCAACCCAAACACAGUGAUCAUUCUGAUCGGGAACAAGGCCGACCUGGAGGCUCAGAGAGACGUGACGUACGAGGAGGCCAAACAGUUUGCUGAAGAGAACGGGUUGCUGUUUCUAGAGGCCAGCGCUAAGACAGGGGAGAACGUGGAGGAGGCCUUCCUGGAAGCGGCAAAGAGAAUUUACCAGAACAUCCAAGACGGCAGUCUGGACCUGAACGCCGCCGAGUCCGGAGUCCAGCACAAACCGUCUGCGCCGCAGGGCGGACGCCUCAACGCUGACAGCCAGCCGGCCAAAGAGGGCUGCAGCUGCUAACCACGGACGGGAAGAACGGACGGACGGAGGUAGACCGACGCGUACCCAGAGAUCCACCACGAGGCUGUCCAGAGAGCGUCAAACUGGAUUUAGCCGGUUUCUUUUAACAGUCCGAACAGCUGUUGUUGAAUCAAGACCUCAGUUCAGGACCCUAAACAAGACUCAACCAUCAGAAUCAUUUAAUCAGAACACCCCCGACCAAAACCAGAAUCUAUCUGUGGGCCAGUCUCAAAUCUGGAUCAGUGUUGCAUUAAUCCCAACCACUCACGCUGGGUCUGGUUCCAUCACAGACAACCCUUUACCCCUGAAACUGGACCACUGAACUAGACUACACUGCACCAAAAGGGGGUCGCCUUAGUUCUGAGUCUGGACAUUGCGAUGGACAGAUCCAGAGCCCUGGUCCAAGUCCAGACUUAGUCCAGCUCACAUCCAAGCAUGCUUGACCUGAAGGUACAUCUCUAACCAAUCACUAGACGACCUUCUUCCUGGACGACCCUCCGGACCCUAGUCUCUUCAAAGUCCAGAUUCUGUCGACUGAAGUCCAAAAUUUGGACAAACCUUGUCCUCAAAACAAAACACCCGAGUCCCAACAGACAGUAAAGAUUUGAAGCCCCUAUAGACUAAAUCUGAUCACCAAAAUGUUGAGCACCCAAGUUCCACCUUUGGACAUUCCUAUAAUCAGAUUCAGAACUGCCCCUGCUUCAAAUAGACCUCACACCGUGGCCCGAUUGGCCCAAAGAUCGACCCAGAAUAGGACCACCGUCACCCACAACCAGACAACCAUGAUUCCCAAGACUGGACCCAACUCAAGUAGAGGUGGUCCCACUGCCCUUUGUCUCCAAUGUAAAACACCAAUGAGACAAAGAUUCAGUGCUUGGCAUUUAGACAAACCUGCACCCCAAAUCUGGACUCCUCCACUUAACAUGUGGAUCACCCAAGUUCCAGCUCUGGACCUUCUUAUUCAGAGCAGUAGGACCGCUUCUCAGACCAGGUCAAGUCCCACCUCCAGUCCAAACUUCAAAUUUCGAUUUGAUCUAAAUCUGAAGAUCUAAUCUGCUAUAAAUCCAAUCGUCCAAUCUCCUGACGUUCCCUCUGAUAUUGAACGUCUGGAUCCAUAGUUGUACUUCUGUCUUAUACUUGUGUGAUAUCCCAUCAUUUGUUGCUCAGUUGGAAAAGUCUUAAAAGGUCAAGCUUCACGUCCAUCAACACGGAGCGGCCUGAGCAUCAGAGCAGAUCCCUUCUUCACAGAAAACAUCUUCUUCUUCAGUUCAUGUCAACAAACUCCUCGUCUUAAGUGUUCCUCUUCACCAGAACCCGUUCCCCUUCAAACAUCUGGCUCCUGCGUUUACACCACGUCGGACAUGUGGAUCAGAAGACGUGUUUCAGUUGUAGAUGUGGAUCGGAGACUUUUUGAAUCUGUGGUCAAAUUCAUCUCUGGAGGCGUUUUACUCGUUUUGUCUCCUCGUCCCCUGGACUGCAGGUUAAAGGGGGACUUCAUCCUGGUUAAUACUCAAAAGUACGUCUGUCUUCUGAGGCUUUGGAGGAUCUUUGUGCAAAAAUAACUCUGACGAUGAACGAAAGCCUGAGGAAGGCGUGGUCGUUCACCAGGCGGAGUUUGCCCCAUAUUAUGAUCCAAUAGUCAGGAUAUCUGGACCUUAACUGGGUCAUUUUUUAAAAGUCUUUCUUUAACGUCUCUCGGUAGUUCCUGAUCUCAUAGAAGUGCGAUACUUAAACCUCCUUGUUCUCCAGACGGACCCGCUCGGACACGGUCCUAAAUAACCGGAGUGCCCUUUAAUGUGAGCUGGAGGAGGCGUCGGUACACAUAGACACACAUAGACACACAUAGACACACAUAGACACACAUAUAAACACAUAGACACACGGUCCAGGUCUUUGAGGGUCCAACAUUUAGGACCCGGAUCGCUAAAUCUGACCUGAAACCCCCCUAAUCCAACGUGCAUUAAUUAAAUUAAAACUAAAAAACAGAAUCUGAAACGCUCCUGAGGACACUAUCACACUAUUACUACAAUAUGUUUGGAUCCAGGUCUGACUUGUGAUCUGGAUCUGGUCUCUGUUGCUACAGACAGGAUCCACAAACCCACCUUCUGUAUCUCCACACUUGUUUAAAAUCUAAAAUAUUAUAAUUAUGACUAAAUAACUCGAGGCCACUCUGAUGACCGAUCGCUCUGUGGAACGAUGAAGCGACUGAUUGAAUAAAAUGACUAACCUGAACCAGAGUCUGCUGGUCAGGACCGAUGUUUAUUAAUGCGUUAACGAUUAAAUAGAUUCAGUAUAUGUAUUGAAUAUAUAUAUAUAUGUAUAUUCUUUGCGUCCCUCCUGGUUAAGAGCUGAUUGAGGGAAGAAAAAACAUUCUCUUCAUUUGUUGCUGCCUUUUUUUGUUUCUUUUCUUUAAAACGUGAGGUCCGGAUCGCUUCCUUCUGGAUUCUGUUUUUUUGCAGCUAAAUUAGCAAAAGUGUUGCAAAGUGAAACAAAAAAACCUUAGAGAUACAUUCUUUGUAGAUUGUGAUCUUGGCGCUACAUGAACCAGUUCUCCCAGUUUAUCUCACUGGAUCGGUCCGUAAAUUCAGUUUCUUAAGAAUCAUUCCAGCGCCAACGACAGAAACACCGACGUUGAAGCUCCAAUAAACUUUAUUUGACUCCUUUUUAAAUAUUCGAAUGUUAAAUUCUUUGAUUUAAAGGUCACAAAAGAAAAAACAAAACAAGCCGACAGAUUUAACGUUUCAGUGGUUUUAAAACCAAAUGGAUUAAUGACGCUCUGACCUGAGACUAUUCUGCUCUCGUUGACGGAUGAACGUCAGAUUUACACUAAAUGUAAAAUAAAAUAAAAAUAAUAUAAUCUGUUUAAAUACACAGAAGGAUUCAGAGAUUUAUAAAAGAAAACCUGAGAAAUGUUUCAACUCGAGGUCUGAAUGAGUCCCAGAAAGAACAAAUGUCACCAACAGUCCAUCUGAUGAAUCAAAGUAUAAUUAAUAACAAUACACCGAGUUAAUUAAUCAAAGUGAUUCAUUUAAUCUUUACGUAUUUUACGCACACAUACUUUCUAAGACAAAGUUAUGACAUAAGUCCAUUUUAAUUUACUGACUGUCUCAUAAUCAUGAUUUAAUGAUUUAAUUUUUCAAGCAAAAAAUACAUUUAAAAAAAAUCAAAUAAAAAAAAAAUCUUCACAGGUGAUCAGUUUGCUUUUUCAACAAAUUUUGAAAUUCAUUGUUUUGUUAGUUGUUCAUCUUAAUUUGUACAUAAAUUAAUUUUAGAAAUGUAUGAAUUGUAAUUAUUACAUCAAAUUGAACACGCCCAGUUUCUGUUUACUAUUAACUCGACAGACAACUUAUUGGUGACAUUUGUCUCCUCCGGGACUCCGUACUGCUCGGCUGGUCUCGCUCAGAUCUGGUGUUCGUAUCGAGUCACUACUGACGUGUGAGGGUUUAAAGCCGGUGCUGUGAGUCCAUCUGGACCGCUUCAACACAAAACCUGGUUUUUAACUGUCCACAUCUGUCUGAAAGGGGAGGGACUUAACUCCUCGCUGUCCUCUGAUUGGUGGACGGCCUUCUUCAACUGUGACGCUUUGACUUAUGAAUGCACCUCCUCCUCACUUUAAAACACAUCAGACUCUAAAGUUCCCAGACAUCUUGUUGCUCUUCUUCUUCGUAACAACCUGCACGUCGUAUUCGCUGGAAAAAAACAUCUUUUAAGGAAAUAAAAGUUUGUUUCCCCGUUGACGCUUUUGAAAUUUUUACUCGGAAAGAUUUUAACAAGUUUCCAGAAACCAAAGGGUCACAAAAAGCAAAUCCCUGAAAUGAAACGACCUGUAGUUUGGAGGUUUGUUGUGGCCGCCGCCUUAAGCUUCCCUCGCCAAAGGAAAACAAACAUUUCAUUUAAGAUAAAAUAAUCUAAACUUUAUAAUAACGCAGCAGCGGUGAUCGUCCUCUAGGUGGCAGUGUUGUAGCAGCGUGAACUGAAAAAUAUAAACGUCAAAGAAUUCAGUUUUUAAAGAUCCCUGAUAUCGUUACAGCGCCCCCUAAUUCCUAAAUUUGAUAAAUAAACGAAACGGCUGAAUUUCUUUUACAAACGUAUCCAAACAUUGCUGUACGUUGAGUUUUUAUAUUAGUGUUUGUUGAUUAAAAACUGCAUUUCAAAUCCUUAAACUAAUCAGCCAGACGGAGGCGCUGAAGUCCGGCUGACAGGAAGUUAACUUUGAAAGUAAAAUAAAUCUGAAACCACAGGUCAGAGUGAUUCAAAUCAGCCGUUUUUUUAAUCUCUGCUCGCUCGGCUGUGAAACGCUCUGAACGUUUUAUUCUUUUUCUUUCCUGUAACGUUGAUUUUCUGUCUGCUAAAGUAAAAAAAUGCUUCUUAUGAUUCUUUGACUAUUUAUAUUCUGAAUCUGUAAUGAUUUUCUUCAGCUGAACCUCGUCAUUGUACGACCGCGAGGAUUCAGUCAUUUGUAAAUAAAGUAUAUAUACUGUA
Messenger RNA from Anoplopoma fimbria (sablefish), 5336 nucleotides. Its product is annotated as ras-related protein Rab-14-like. Bases 207 to 854 code for a protein of 215 amino acids. Gene Ontology annotation, molecular function: GTPase activity; GTP binding. Gene Ontology annotation, cellular component: recycling endosome; trans-Golgi network; Golgi apparatus. Gene Ontology annotation, biological process: endocytic recycling; Golgi to endosome transport; defense response to bacterium. The transcript is spliced from 8 exons. NCBI's taxonomy places the organism in Eukaryota, Metazoa, Chordata, Actinopteri, Perciformes, Anoplopomatidae. The record is from RefSeq and is a predicted model, not a curated record.